This is a messenger RNA of Babesia bovis T2Bo, 1105 nucleotides long. RefSeq lists its product as uncharacterized. The transcript has 7 exons. Bases 30 to 1064 code for a protein of 344 amino acids. The record is from RefSeq and is a predicted model, not a curated record. Lineage: Eukaryota; Apicomplexa; Aconoidasida; Piroplasmida; Babesiidae.
AUAUUUAAGCGUAAUAAUAUUGCACAAUUAUGCUAGGCUUCACAGGCAGGACUAUUGGCCGUCUGUGUUGCCGCAACGUCGAGCUGUGUGUUACCAACUCGAUAGGUAAGCUAACCUCAUUAAUACCAUCAAUCACGGAAUAUGAACCCUUAGCUUCAAUAUGCUACUACACCGGUAUUCAUAGCCAUAGAAGCUUCCAGCUGAUAGUGGAAAUAUGCGCAGUUGAAGGAUCAUUCGUUUGCUAUAACACGGUUGCUGAGUUGAGAGUAGGCAACAAGGUCGUUUCUACGACAGCUUUGCCUACUAGUGCCAAGGGUAUCCUUGAAAAUGUAGGAAGUCGUGUAUCUACCGUAAUAAAUCAGCGAGAUACAACGAUUGACUUGGCUUUUUACAAAAAACAAUUUGUAACAAGAAAGCAUAUAGUAACGAUAACAUUUAAUAUUGAUAGGGAUAUCAUUUUAAGAGACUGUCCUAAAAACAAAUGGUACAUGCUGAGAGAAGCGGGAGUUAUUUUGGGUCGAGUUAAACUGUCGUUCCACAAGCUUGAAAUGCACCGCAGUAUAGUUGAUGGUCUUGUACUCCAGCAGGCACUUUUAUGCGCACAAGAAUACAAAGAACAAGGGCAUAAAAUCAACACAGAUCUGACAUCAGACAGUGCAUUGUACGAACAUGAGAAGCUAAAUUUGUUUUCCAUGGCACUGGAAGGACCACUUAUCGCAAAAGAAGGAGGUGCACAACAAAUGCGGUACUACAAAGCUCUACUCACGGAAGGAACGUGGAAGUGGUGCUAUUGGAGCUCCAAAACAGAAUGCCGUGCUGACAAAAAGGCGCACGGUUAUAUUUCAAUACUAUCUAUAAGCACGGUAAUUUGUCAUCCAACCGACUAUACCUGCUUCUAUAUCAAGUAUUACACACAAAAAGGUACACACGAUAUUAUAUUAAAGGCCGUUGAUCGCAACCGAGAUGUUUGGUGUGACGCGAUGUUCCUCUUCAUUGCGGAAACACGAAGAUAUCUGGAACAUUUUGAAAAUUUUGAUAGCAUCCAACAGUAUUAUAAUUGUUAGUCAAAUGUGUGUGCGUUCUUAAAUAAAAUUCCGUGAUUCCA